Motacilla alba alba is the source of this 4779-nucleotide messenger RNA. It is a transcript of the gene PHETA1, whose product is annotated as PH domain containing endocytic trafficking adaptor 1. The transcript is spliced from 2 exons. Lineage: Eukaryota; Metazoa; Chordata; Aves; Passeriformes; Motacillidae. The record is from RefSeq and is a predicted model, not a curated record. Gene Ontology annotation, biological process: retrograde transport, endosome to Golgi; receptor recycling; endosome organization. The coding region runs from base 409 to 1188 and encodes 259 amino acids. Gene Ontology annotation, cellular component: trans-Golgi network; early endosome; recycling endosome.
CAGUGCGCGCCCCCGCCUCUCCCCGAUUCCGCUCUCGCUCUCCCCGCUGCUGCCUGGCCCUCAGUCCCGGUGCCCGGAGCCAUGACCUGCCGCGGGUUUUGGGCCGAGCCAGGAGUUCCCUGCCCCGGGGCCGAGCCCCGGAGCGCUUUUUCCAGCUCCUCCCUCCCGGCCGCGGCCGCGGGGAUGGGCGGUGGCGGAGGCGGGCGGCAGCAGCGCUCCGCCCGCGGGGCCGGGCGGGCCGGGGCGGUGGGAGCCGAGGACAAAGGUGACCGUGCGGGAGCCGUGCCCCAAAGCCCCCUCGCACCAUUCGAGCCCGGAUCCAGCGCUCUCACGGCCACCACGGCCACGCGCGUGUCGUUGAUGCCGGUGACCGCCGCAGACCGGAGGUAGAGCCCAGGGCGCGGAGCCAUGAAGCUGAACGAGCGGAGCUUGGCUUUCUACGCCACCUGCGACUCCCCGGCCGACAACGCCGGCUUCCUCUACAAGCGCGGCGAGCGGCACACGGCCUAUCACCGCCGCUGGUUCGUGCUCAAGGGCAACAUGCUCUUCUACUUCGAGGAGCGGGACAGCCGGGAGCCCGUGGGCGUCAUCGUGCUGGAGGGCUGCAAUGUGGAGCUCUGCGAUUCGGCCGAGAACUUCGCCUUCGCCAUCCGCUUCGGCGGCAGCAAGUCCCGCACCUACGUGCUGGCGGCGGAGAGCCAGGCGGCCAUGGAGUCGUGGGUGAAGUCGCUGUCCCGAGCCAGCUUUGACUACAUGCGGCUGGUGGUGCGGGAGCUGGAGAAGCAGCUGCAGGAGAUGAGCCGGGGGCUGCCCGCAGGAUGCGGGGGCUCCCAGGACGCUCCCGGCCCUUGGAAGCCGAAGCCGUCGGGGCUGGAGCAGUGCCGGGAGCGGCUGCCGGCUCUGCCCGCCACCCUGCCGAAGGAGAACGGCUGUGCGGUGUGGAACAACGUGCCGGGGGCGGGCCGGCCGCCCGACACCUCUGGCUGCGGCGGGCACGACGAGGAGGGGACGCCGCGGCCGCCGCCGCUGCCGCCGCGCAGGCGGGCGUCGAACGGCGAGGCGGCGAGCGCCGGGGCGGCCGUGGCGGGGAGCCCGUCCGCCUUCUGCCGGCUCCACGAGCAGUACAGCCGGGAGGUGGCCCGGCUGCGGCAGGACUGGCAGCAGAAGCGGCGUGGCUCCCAGCCCUGAGCGGUGGCUGAGCCUUGGGGACCUACCAGGAGCUGGGGCAGGGUGGAGGUGGCCAUCCUUGGUGAUGGCCCUGUCCUCUGCUCACCCCGGGGUGUGCAGAGCUGGCUGUGGUGGUGAUGGACAAUUGCUGGUGGUGCCAGCGAGGGCUGGGCACCAAGGGACAGCAGUGCUGCUCUGUGAUGGUGAAAUGGGCACCACAGGGGUACCCUCCAGCCAUGCCCCCAUGUGGGUGUGGAGUGCUCCACUGAGCACAAGCAAAUUACAAACCACUCACUGCCUGAGAUCUCCUGGAAAUCGACCUCUGCUCUGGCUCUGCUGGGGCCUCUUGGUGCUCUUGCAGUGGAAUCACGCCUUGGCAACUUCUGGAGGAGGAUUGGGAUGGGACCUCGCCUGCCUGAGCUCCUGUGUGGGUUCCACAGUGGAGAGCCUGCUACUGACUUCCCCUCCUGGCCCAGCACAAGGCUGAGGUCGGCUGAGCUCUGCCAGAUCCCUCUGCUCCAGCAGGAUGUGGUUUCAAAUGAAAAUAUCAGUGAGUGCAGCCCUUCCUUAAUGGCAGCAGCAGCUCCGCACGCUCCGGGGAGCUGGUGACACCCAGCCCCGGGCAUUACACAGGGAGCAAUUGCUGUUUGCAGCCUGGAUGGUGAAUAUGGGGGGGUCAGAUGUGGGAAUUCAGCAGCUGCAGGCACUGCUUUGCUGGUGGGUAUUUUGGGACAGCACAUCAUCCCCGUGCCAGCUCACUAAGGGGAAGCAUCGCUCGUGGUGGCAAAUGGGAACGUGUGUGUCAGCAGCAGCAGAGCGUGAGGAAUGAUUCAUGUGCCAAACCAGAGCAAAGCUGGUGUCUCAUGCCUGUGUUUUUAUCUUAUUUCCACAUCAGAAACUCAAGCUUCUGGCCCAGAGGUGGGGUGACCCACCCUGGAGCAGUCAGGGUGCCCUGGCUUAGGGCUGGGUGGCUCCAGCUCCCUUUGCUCCCUUGGGGCAGGCACAAGAUUUUUCUACAAUAAAAGUUGUUUCAGAACUUCCCUCCCAUCCAUGGUCCUUGUUUGUGCCUCUAAGCCCCUGGGGAGGGGGUCCAAGUGGGAAUUAAUGCUUUCUUUUAAUUCUCCUUCUGUGCCCACCAUGUCUGUGGGGCUACUCAGGCACUGUGUCACCUGAAGGGGACAUGGCCAAUGCCAGGGCCUUGCAGUGCCCUGGAGCCCUGAAUCUGCCUGCAGGGAUGGGGUGAGAUGGGAUGGGCUCACCCUGGGAAUAUCAGGACACCCAGUGCCAGGGUGGUCCCAUGUCAGGGCAUGUCUUAACCAGGACAAAAUAUCUGUCCCCUUGUUGAUGCUGCACAGGGACCAAGGACUCUGCCCUUGUGAAAGUGGCCAGCAUGUCCCCAUGUCCCUGCCCACACAUCCCACCUGCAUGAAUGCCUCCAGCUUCUCUUCAACACGGGGUCUGGCAGAGAUUGGGCAAUCACUUCUUGGGGAAACCGAGGCAUAAAGCCAGCCAGGGUCACCUGCUCACCGAGAGCCCUGCAGAGCAUGGAGCCUGUCCCUGGCCAGGCAUGGCAUCCCCCUAUGGAAUUUGGCAUUUGGAGCAGUGCCAAGGGCAGCCAGGGCGCAGCUGCACCCGGAGCACCCAGAUGGUUCUUGUGGCUCCGCAGGGGAAGAUUCUGGUUUCCAUGGCAGCUGGCACAGCUUCUCCAGACGUUCAGAUAUCCAUCAAAAAAAAGUCCUUCUCAACAUGUUAGCUGACAAACAAGCUCAAACAGAUAUGCAACAUAUGGAUUUAUUAAUUCAUCAGACACAAACAGCCCUGCCUCGUGUCAGAAGCUGCCGGCUUGCCCAGCGAUGGAACAAGAGCCGCGCUGGGGCACGGUGCCAUCGGCAUGCCAGCCUGGACAGGGCUUUGGGCAACCUGCUCUAGUGGAAGGUGUCCCUGCCCAUGGCAGGGGGUCGGAGUAAGAUGAUCCUUAAGGUCUCUUCUAAGUCAAACCAUCCCAGGAAACGAUGAUUUUAUGAUAAACCAAGCUGAAACUCACGCUGGAGGAUGCUGAGCUACCCCAGGAGCAGGAGCAAACCUGCAGCAGGGAUGAGCACAGGAAUUUCAUGGGGCGGGAUCACACCCUGAGCCAGACUAAUCCCAUUUAGCACCCUCUUUCUUUAUCCCCCAGUCACUGGGAUAAUGACAGCCCUCGCCACAAUCCCAGAGCAAAUUUGUGACUUCUGAGGCUGCCAACACCAGGCACUGGGCAAGUGUGAGAGGAGUUCCCAUUGCAUCACCUCCAGAGAAAACACACCCCAAGGCCAGAGUCAUAUCCAACUUCUGUAUUUAGUGGCUCUUUACAGAACUUGUUCCUUCCAAAAUUGUUAAACAAAGUUCAUCGAUCCCAUAGAAACUUUUGAAGUACAGAACAUGAGCCUAACAAAAACGUGACCGGUGUGUCCCGCUGGCUUUCAUACAACAGGAUUGCCGUGCUCAGGACUAUCCUAAGUGCUUCCUCAAUUCCCGUUCCACUAAAGCUCCCUCUAGCACACAAAGGAGAAGGCAGUCAGUGGUCACACCUCCACCUUCCACAGCACGGUGGCAGAGCAGCCGUGGGGCUCCUCAGGGCAGGAGAGGCAGGCAAGGAGAGCUGUGCCCUCACCCAGCAUUGCUCGUCCACUACCACCCGAGUACAAAAAUACCUUCUAUUCUGAUAAAAACAUCGACAGUGGAAAAUCAGUCAACGCACCGCCUGGGAGCCUGGCAGGGCCUUGGUGGGCAAUGGCUGAUGCUGUGUGGGCAGGGACAGGGCAGAGCAGCCCAGCGUGGGACACUCCACAUCGUUUAAAGGCAUUUUAUUAGCAGAGGCCGGCCGGAGGCGGUGGGGUCAGGGAUGUGACAGGGAGCACACCGGGAUGGUGCCACCACUGAGCUCCUGUGUCUGCACAGGAUGAGCCCUGGAAAGGCAAAGCUUGGUGGUGCUUUGCCCAGCUCGGGGUUGAGCUUGCCCAGUUUAGGCAGGAGCUUGAUGUGGCAUCCCAGAGCUCAUCCUGGCAUCACUGACGUCCACUACCUGGGACAUGGCUGUGGGAAGGCGAUGCUCUUCCUGCCCAGGUGCUCUCCCUAAAAAAGUGCUGGGCUGUGAUGCUGGAGCAGCCCUGAGCAGGGCUCAGCCUGCGAGUGGGUGUCUCACAAUUUUUGGGUGCUCACCUCAAGCACUGCUGCUCCAGGGCCAAGGCUCGGAGGCUCCAUCUUUCUCUUCCCUGAAUGGACGUGGAACCUGGAUGCCAUGAUGUACAUCCCCAGCAGGAUGGUACCAUCCUCAAGCACCACACCCAGGGACAUUUUCCCUUCCCACUCCCAAAAUCCCAAGCUCACUCAGGUUGCUUUCUUUGCUUUUGCCUCAUUUUCUCUCCUCCUUUGGGAGCUGGCACGAGCUGCACCACGGCGGAUGGCAGCUGCCACUGGCCGCCGGCUGGAGGAAGCGCGAGGGACGGUGUUGGGACCAUGCUACAUCUUGUUCCAGAAGGCUAUUGCAGACAUUUCUACAACAUAUACAACCGCACGGGACAUUCUGUGUUACAAAGGCUUCCAAAAACAUAAACCACCAGAACUAAAUACAUA